Messenger RNA from Zingiber officinale, 1143 nucleotides. RefSeq names its product protein GOS9-like. Bases 19 to 978 code for a protein of 319 amino acids. The record is from RefSeq and is a predicted model, not a curated record. The transcript has 3 exons. Gene Ontology annotation, molecular function: carbohydrate binding. NCBI's taxonomy places the organism in Eukaryota, Viridiplantae, Streptophyta, Magnoliopsida, Zingiberales, Zingiberaceae.
AAGCUUCUAUAUCAAGCAAUGCACGCACUAGUAUUAAAGCACGCCCAUGCACUUCACACCCCAUCACUGCUUCUCCUCGUCCUUCUUCUUCGGCAUCUCAUCAUGUUUCCCUGCAGCAGCGCCGUCGAGCUCCUCUGCCGCCUGAUCAGGUGCUUGGACGCCGUCGCGGCGGCGGCGGCCGAGCCGGAGGCCUCGCCGGCGCUGCAGAUCAGGCUCAAGGAGAUGAAGUGCAAGCUGGAGCGCCUGCAGCUCAAGCUCAUCAAAGAGAUGUUCUGCAAGGAAGACACCGCCAUGCAGCAACUCCGCCACCUCGCCUCCUGCCUCGACGAGCUGGUGGCCGCCGCCUGCAAGGACCGCCAAGGAAUUUCGACGCUCCAAUCGCUCGACAAAGUCGAAGCCGCCGUCUGCAGAGCGCUCGACACGAUGGCCGACAAAGAUCUAUAUACAUUGUGCGGAAAGGGAAAUGAAAGGACUGAAGGACCCUGGGGACCUCGUUUAGGUUUCGACUGGGACAUUGGAUCGUUUGGCAACAUCAAAACCAUCAACGUGAGCGCGGACGAUCGGAUCAACUCCAUCCGGAUAGAAUACAGAAUCAACUCGAAAGAAUACAAGACGCCCAGAAUCGGAGGCGAAGGCGGCACUCUCCAUCAGAUUGAGAUCGGGGAGAACGAGCACAUCACUUCGAUUCGAGGAAUUUUCGACACAAUCAGUUUAACCAAACUAGACAUCGUCACCAACAAGAAUUCCUAUUCGUUCGGAAAAGGGUGCGGCGGAUCCGUUUUCCCACCUGCUCAACUCGAAUGCAAUUACAGAGUCGCUGGGUUCUUCGGAAGAGCAGCGGCGCACGUUAACGCAAUUGGCGUCUACCUAGCGAAAGCUCCGGAUUGCCAGCAGGCUGAUGACAGCCCCAGCAAGAAGCAUUGUCCGUAUCUGUGCCAAUGCGGGACGUUGAUGUCUUCGUGCCAUGUCUGCGCAUGAAGGGUUUAGUGCUUUUGUUUGGCUUUUGAGCAUGAUCUGCAAGUUCUUGUUUGCUCUCGAUGUCUUUUUCUUAAAUCUGAUGUAUUUCCUGUUGAUUUUCCUGUGUUUUUUAAAUUUUGAUUCUGUCGUUGAAACUUCGAAUACAACCUGCAGAAUUUGAUAAAA